AAGAAGACCGAAAUGACGAAAAGUAGUAAACAUAGGAUCAGCCGAUCAUGGCUGUGCUAAGCAUUGUGCUUGUUUAUCUGUCCCGACCAAGGCAAAUAAUGAGCUCGUUGCGAGAUUUCAACCUGAUACCACCGUCGUCUAUCGUCGCGUGCUCUGCGUGAGCAACCCCGAUGUCUAUGUUUCCCUUCACAUUCAAGUUAUCCGUUCCCGGCAUAACCAAUCCAUUUUCUGCCCAAGCCGCCGCUCCAUCGUCUUCUAGUGUCUCUGCUACCGAUCAGCCGAUUCCAGUACCGGAACAAGGUUUCAACAACGGAAAGAGCGUCCAUAGACAGCGCCCACCGACACGUUCAACAUCACCAGUUCCUCAAGUACUGCGGAAGAGAGGAUGGGAGCCCUCUUUUGCCGAGCCGAGCCUCUCUACCACCACUCUGGCAUCAUCAAGCGGAUAUCUUGACACCCCUUCAAAAUACCGAGACAUGGCGGAGCUGACGCAGGACGAGUUUCAUGAAAUUGAAGCGAUGGCGGCAGGUGUGUUACCCGUUAUCCUUCAGUUCAGUCUGUCUCUGUUUCAUUGCAUGUGUUUGCCUUGCCGCAAUCAAGGGCUGCCUUCAGUCCAGCUUCUGGCCCAUGCCACAUCGUGUACCUUGCAUGCUGUGGUUGGAUAUAUGAUGGCGAGCACCCCUGAACUCCCACCGUCUGCAAAACGUCGUCGCGGCCUUGCUGGCACUAUUGUCUCAACCGCUCUCAGUGCUGCAUUGAUAGGGACUGCAGUGGGAAUCACCGUCUAUCGAUUGUGGCGAGACCGCGGCAAGGAGCCAGCACGACUACUUGCACCACCACCUCCCUAUCAACAGGGCGAAUGGUCACCUCCACCAGAGGAACCUGUUGCAGAACCCAAGGCCCUAAGUGUCAUGCCUUCCACUCCGCGACGUAAACGGCACGCAGUUGGCUCCGUCAAACGGACGCAGAGCCUUCGUCGAGCACGGCUACGGGCCAGCGCAUACACAUCUCCCCCACCACAACCCGCUCCUAUCUUCCCUUCCACCUCACAUCGUCCUGCUCCAGAAGACAGUGUAGAGGAUCAGAUGGAUUGGAUUGGCGACAAACUUUCCAGGCUCAUUGAGGAAGGCAAAAAGGCACUUGGUAGAGAGGUUGUCGUCAUGAGCGAAGAUCCAGCAGACGAAGUGGAUGAUGGCAAUGACGACUGGGAGGAAGACGGUGCCCCACGUCCAUCACGAAGAUCUGCCUCUCCACGAAAACGGCGGCCCCACGACAUCAUCGCACCACCAUCCUACUCUUCUGGACCCCCCUCUGCACCCCCUCAUACAGACGCUGGUGCCGGGUUCAUGUCGACUCCCAGUAGCUUCAAGUUUGGUGACGACUCUCGAGUGUCGGAGAGUCCACUGCUUAGGGAGUCCAUGGAGCAAGCCCGUGCUCGAGUUCUGAGAAAUCGG
This is a messenger RNA of Desarmillaria tabescens, 1454 nucleotides long. RefSeq lists its product as uncharacterized. The transcript is spliced from 5 exons. NCBI's taxonomy places the organism in Eukaryota, Fungi, Basidiomycota, Agaricomycetes, Agaricales, Physalacriaceae. The record is from RefSeq and is a predicted model, not a curated record. The annotation marks the transcript as partial.